Molecule: messenger RNA, 417 nt
Organism: Spodoptera exigua (beet armyworm)
Lineage: Eukaryota; Metazoa; Arthropoda; Insecta; Lepidoptera; Noctuidae
Source: the annotation of a GenBank genome assembly
AUGGAUAGGGACAUUCGCGCGCUUCAAAGAGCAGUGUGGCACUGCGGUUUCGGCCUAAAGCAGGAGAAGGAAGCAAACGAGCAUACGGAUCAACUGAUGACGGCAAAGAAGCAUACGGAUUACCUGAUGGUAACGCAAAUGGUAAGCGUAGAUUUCGAGAUUGGGGAAGGGAUUCUGGAGUUUUUUGGACACACUGCCAGAAGGGGUAAUGAUAAAUUGGAAAAGUUACUAAUCACUGGUAAGGUGGAAGGAAAGAGACCUAGAGGCAGAAGUCCGAUACGCUGGACGGAUCAGAUUCGCACCACUCUCAAGACUACAGUCCACGAUGCUCUCCACUCGGCGGCAGAUAGAAAUAGAUGGCGGAGAGUAAUACGCAGUACACUGCUUCCACGAGGUGGUCACGACCCUCAGCACUGA